Messenger RNA from Lecanosticta acicola, 924 nucleotides. Lineage: Eukaryota; Fungi; Ascomycota; Dothideomycetes; Mycosphaerellales; Mycosphaerellaceae. The record is from the annotation of a GenBank genome assembly.
AUGGCCGUUGACUACAACAACGACCUCCUACUCAUAACAGCAGCCAGUGGUAAACAAGCCACCGCGCUACUCCCCCAUCUGGCUCCCAGAUUCAAACGCCUCCGCCUCCAGUGCAUCUCAGACUCCUCCCGCAAACGCCUCCAAGAGGAAUAUCCCAAUGCAGAGGCUAUCCAAAGCGACUUCAGCGACCUCACCAAAGCAAAGACUCUCCUCAAAGGCGUAGCAACUUGCUACCUCAUAACCCCAGCCUUCCACCCUCGAGAAGCCCAACACGGAAUAAACAUGGUCGACGCAGCCACCCAAAACUACCGCUGCGGAGAAGGACCCUUCAAACAUCUCAUCUUCUCAAGUGUGAUCCAUUCUUCGAUCCGAGCAAUGGCGAAUCACGAUAAUAAACGCUACGUGGAGGAAGCGCUCGUAGAUGCAGAUAUCCCGUAUACAAUCCUGCAGCCCACGCAUAUCAUGGACACGACACCGAUCAGGAUGAUUGCCGAGCAAGAAACCCCGGUCUUCAAAGCCAGAUUCGAUCCGAGGACGGAGUUCUCGUUUGUCUGUACGUAUGAUAUUGGGGAGGCCGUGGCGAAAAUCAUCAUGCACAGGGAACAGCACUUGUAUGCUACCUACCAACUGGUCAGCACAUCCGAGCCAUUGAACUACGUGGAAGCGAUGGGAAUCGUUUCCCAAGUGAUAGGGAAGACGGUCCGGAUCGAGAGGUUGUCUGUGGACGAGGCGGUUGAAGGCUUCAGAGGUCUUAUCGCUGCUGGAACUCCGGAACAGGACUCACAGGCUCUCUUGAGUAACGCGGCGAGAAUGUUCGUUUACUACAAUCGCAAUGGGCUGAAGGGGAAUUCGAACGUGUUGCAGAUGUUGCUUGGAAGGAAGCCGUUGGAAUAUCGGGAGUGGGUGGAACGUCAGCUGAAGUGA